UCGACACUCUUCUGUAAGAGUAUGAAGGUGCUGGUAUCCAUUCUCAGUUGCUUGUUGCUGUGUGGUUCCUAUUCUCCAUCUGUAAGUAAUGCCCAAAAAACCAUGGGAGAUGUCAGGUUUGACAUGAGGAGCAGCAAAGCCCUUGUGCUAGAUUCCGAAAUGUGUGUGGUUGUCAAGAAAUGCAGCAUAUCUGUGAAUAGAGUUUCAGAUCGACAAUCGACGGAUUCCGGCCAGGCACCGGAUGGAGAUCAACAAUCUACGGACUCCAUCCAGGCACAGGAUGGAUUACUAGUCCUUCCUCCGGAAUUACUGACAGGCUUACAAGAAAUCACUACUAGUGCACCUCCCCCUGAGGAAGAACCAGGUAUGGGAGCUAUGUUAGGAGCUACGCCUGAGUUACUUCGAAAUUCCUAAUAUCGAUUUACUCAAACACCGAUGGGCGAGGAUGGUUUACCUUAGGAGUGGAACAGUGACAUGUACAAUAUAAAA
This is a messenger RNA of Ostrea edulis (European flat oyster), 489 nucleotides long. RefSeq lists its product as uncharacterized. Bases 22 to 414 code for a protein of 130 amino acids. NCBI's taxonomy places the organism in Eukaryota, Metazoa, Mollusca, Bivalvia, Ostreida, Ostreidae. The record is from RefSeq and is a predicted model, not a curated record. The transcript has 7 exons.